Molecule: messenger RNA, 1966 nt
Organism: Ornithorhynchus anatinus (platypus)
Lineage: Eukaryota; Metazoa; Chordata; Mammalia; Monotremata; Ornithorhynchidae
Gene: LRRC59
Product: leucine rich repeat containing 59
Exons: 7
Coding region: 170-1087 (305 amino acids)
Molecular function (GO): protein binding
Source: RefSeq, a predicted model, not a curated record
AGGGAGACGUGGCCGCUGGGGGGGGGGCGGAGAGCGGAGCGAGAAAUCGCGUUGUGCCGAGCGGGCGGCGCUGUGCCAACAGAGGCCUGUUUUUCCCGCGUUGCACGGGGCGGACUCUACCCUCCGGCCCUCCAGCUGCACCCGCACGCUCCCAGGACCUUCCCGAGACAUGGCCAAGAGCGGGGCCCGCCUGCGGGACAAGAUGGAUGGCAACGAGCUGGACCUGAGCCUCGCCGACCUCAACGAGGUGCCCGUCAAGGAGCUGGCCGCCCUCCCGAAGGCUACCAUCUUGGACCUGUCCUGCAACAAGCUCACUUCCUUGCCGUCGGAGUUCUGUGGCCUGACGCACCUGGUGAAGCUGGACUUAAGUAAGAACAAGCUCCAGCAGCUGCCUUUGGACUUCGGCCGCCUGGUCAACCUCCAGCACCUGGACCUCCUCAGCAACAAGCUGGUCACGCUCCCCGUCAGCUUUGCUCAGCUCAAGAGCCUCAAGUGGCUGGACCUGAAGGACAACCCCCUGGAUCCCGUGCUGGCUAAAGUGGCUGGGGACUGCUUGGACGAGAAGCAGUGCAAGCAGAGCGCCGUCCGGGUGCUGCAGCACAUGAAGGCGGUACAGGCCGACCAGGACCAGGAGAAGCAGCGCCGGCUGCAAGCGGAGCGAGAGAACGAGAAGAAGCGGGAGGCCCGGCAGCGAGCUCGGGAGGCUCAGGAGCGGGAGCGGCGCAAGAAGGAGAAGGUGGAAGAGAAGGAGCGGCGGAGGCGGGAGUAUGACGCCAUGAAAGCCACCAAGCGGGAGCCCGAGAAGAAAGUCAAGAAGGAGCCCAGCGAGCCCCGACCAAAGCCCGCGCCCACCCCGCGCCCACCCCGGCCUCCUCCCCCGCGGCCGUCCUGGCCCUGGGCCCUCCUGAAGGUCCUGCUGCUGGUGCUGCUGGGCGCCGCCGCGGCGCUGGCCCUGUGCCGGGGGACGGACCUUCAGCGUCAACCCCUCUGCGUCAGCGUGAGCGCCGUCUUUGAGGAUGCCCUCCACGGCCUGCGCAGCCACGGCGUCCUGCAGCGGGUCCUGCAGCCCGGCGGCUCGCAGCAGUGACUAGGUCCCCGGCGCGGGCCACCGGCCUCGGGGGGGCCGGGACUCCUGGCCAUCGGCUCUGGGGACGGCUCCCCCACCCCCCCGAGACCCUCACGGCGGCAGCCUGCCGGGUCCCGGCCGGCUCAAGGGGCCGACCCUAGUCCCGAGAGGGGUGGUGAGCCGGGCGGGGGCCCGCGGGAUAAAGGCUAGGUAGAUUUCGGAUGAGCGGGGAGCCGCCCCCACUCUGCUGGUUUACACGUGAGAUUCUUUGCCCUCAGUGACCGGCGUGAUGGGUGGUGGAGGGGGUAGGAGGAAGGUCCCCAACGGCUCGAGUCAAGACGGGCCCCAGGAGACGCAGCUGCCAACCAAGAGGGCCCGGCUGCCGGCCUCAGCCGUGUUCCUGCCCCGCAACUCUCCUUCCCGGGCCGGAGCGUCUGCUGCCGAGGCCCUGGCCGCCCUGAGCGCCCGGCUCCCCACAUCCCCCUUCCAUCUUGAGCCGGGCUGUAGGAAACACACUAAGAGCGGGAUGCCGUGGGACCACUGAGAUGGCACGGAGUAGCGGGGUGGGGGGCUAGUCGUGCUGCUCUCCAACGUCGUCUCCGGAGAGGGGUUCCCCACUCCGGCUGCAGAGCCGGGGGGUCCCCCCUCAAGCCAGAGGGCCGGAAGCUUCCCCGUCGGCUGCCCCGGAGCAAGCCCCCGCCCCCCGCAGCCCGGAGGUUCGGACCCUCACCUGGCUGGUAGCACGGGCGGCACACCAAGCAGCGAGAUCCAAGUUUUAUCACGGGAAGCCGGGCCCACUCUGACGGGUGGGAGUUUACAGAGACCUUCCCGGGCCCCGGGCCGCAACGGUCCACCUCGCCCCCGCCGUCCGCGGACUCUUAUUAAAUGACUUGUAGUAAA